CCUAAUUUGUUAUAAUCCCUUAUUAUUAUAAUCACGUGACGGACAUGACGCAGUCACAACAUAUAUUUUAAUAUCAAUACAAAAUCUGAAAUAUUUCAAUAUGCAAAAUAAUUACCAAUAACCUAGUUUCCAAUCAACAUGAUCCAGUCCUUUCAUUACAUAAAUCUCCAGUGUGUUCAGUUGUUGGAAUGGGCGCGAUGCGGAGACAACGUGCUGUCGGUAGUACCUACAAUACUAUGGGCAGCGGGAUCUGCUGCAUUUGCACAUCGCAUCGUCUCUUCACUCUUCAAACGAUUCAUGUUUCGCCGGAUCCCACUCUGGGAAAUCAUUCUACAGCACCUCAUCUUCAUUUGGAUGGUUAUAUACAGUCUUCAUUUUUGGACAUUAGUGGUCAAAGUUAUUAAAAUUGUGGUGGAAUAUUACUACAGUGACGAACAAGUAGAGACUGUGACUCGCGAGGAGCUGGAAGGACGCAAGGUGAUGCAACAAUGGAUUAUAUGGUUGUGCGGGGCGACUCCACUAGCUCUAUACUACCACACGAGGCCUCGACCUUCUUCGCCACCACUGAUGAUAUGGAUAACCACAAGUCCCUGGCAGCGGCGUGAGAUGGGUCCUUAUGGGUAUUAUUUACAUCGGCCACCCUCCUUGGAGACUCCUGCUAAUACGGUUCGGGAACAGGCUAUCGCUCUCCGAAAAGCCUACAGCGACUCUAGAACAAUCAUCAAAGAACCUCCCAGAAAGAGACGAAUCUCAAAAUCUGUGUAGGAUUGUAAAAUAAAUAAUGUCUGAAUUUGUGAAGUUUCAUUGCAUAU
Molecule: messenger RNA, 812 nt
Organism: Pieris brassicae (large cabbage white)
Lineage: Eukaryota; Metazoa; Arthropoda; Insecta; Lepidoptera; Pieridae
Exons: 5
Coding region: 139-765 (208 amino acids)
Source: RefSeq, a predicted model, not a curated record